AUGUGGGAUCGCAUUGCGGCCAAAUACAACUCGGCGAAGCCGAGUUGGGCGUACAAGCGGAACAAGGAGCAGCUCCGCAAGUGUUGGGAUCGGCUCAAGCUCCACGUCAACAACUACAGGGAUAUCUACACAAAGUUCAGGGAUGGAAGGGACAGCGGUGAGAGCAUGGAGGAUGUCAUCCAGAAGUCGAUGGUCGAGUACCAGUCGAAGUAUGGCCAGUUCAAGUUCUACGACAUUUGGCUGAUCUUGAAGGACAAGCCAAAGUUCGACGAAGGGAUACCAGCUGCAUCCUCAGCUGCGAAGCGGACGAAAAACACCGCCACUGGCGGUUACACGAGCAACGUCCCAUCACCUAUGGAUCUCAACGCUGAGCUGAAAGAGAGUUCCGGCACGCCUACGUUUACUUUUAGGCGUCCUGUUGGCAACAAGACUGUCAGAGCCCAAGCCAAAGGGAAGGUGGUCGCGUCUGGAUCGGCUCCCCCGCAGGUUCCGCCUGCUCCAUCUACUUAG
Molecule: messenger RNA, 510 nt
Organism: Salvia hispanica
Lineage: Eukaryota; Viridiplantae; Streptophyta; Magnoliopsida; Lamiales; Lamiaceae
Source: RefSeq, a predicted model, not a curated record